This is a messenger RNA of Arachis duranensis, 1933 nucleotides long. RefSeq lists its product as uncharacterized. The record is from RefSeq and is a predicted model, not a curated record. The coding region runs from base 493 to 1761 and encodes 422 amino acids. NCBI's taxonomy places the organism in Eukaryota, Viridiplantae, Streptophyta, Magnoliopsida, Fabales, Fabaceae. The transcript is spliced from 2 exons.
ACGAACUUCCCCGAAUCUGCGGUUUUUUCCACAAGCAAAGAAUCAAGUCAGCAAAAGCAGGAUUUGCCUAAAAAUAAGUUCUUUCUUCUCCGAUUAUUUGAUCUUUCUUCUCUUCUCCUUCUUCCACCAGUUCUCCAACAGCAUCAUCGAGAUUUGAGGUAUUAUCAAAUUAUCUUCGAAGUUUCUAUUUUUCUUUUCAAUUUGACUCUCAGUAUGCUGUUAGGUAGCAGUUAGAACUUAGAAACUUAGAAUUAUAGAAAACGAAAGAAGAGGUAGGAAACUUUUGAAGCGUUGCAAUUGGGAAAGAAAGGGGUUUCCGAUCAUUUGAUGGUUAGUGAUUAUAAUGCACUUUAUUGAUCACAGUAGAGAAUGAAUGCAUUCAUAUGAAAUUUUAUAAAUUGUUUUCAUAACCCUAUCAAUGGAGGAUCCUGCUGUGUAGUUUUUGAGUGCAGAAGAGAAGUGUGGAUUAUAUCUUAAUAUUUCCGCAGGCACAUGGAUGAGUCAAAUAAGCAUAAGGCCAUCAGAGCCAAAGAGAUUUCUGAGAAAAUGUUUGCUGCAGAUGAUGUUUAUACUGCAAUGAGGUUCGCUCGUAUGGCUCGAAAUUUGUUUCCUGGUCUUGAGGGCACGCAAGACGAUGUUGCCACGAUGAGGGAAUCGUAUGUGAGUUUAGCUUCCCUGAUUCACUCUGAGAGGAACAAGUUUGUUGGCGCAGAUGGGGCCUUUGAACUUGUUUCGCAAGCAUGGAGUGUGCUGUCAGAUAAGGCUAAGAGGGCAAUGAUCGAUGAGAAGAUUAAUGCCCCAGCAUUCGAUGAGGAGGUGAAGGUGGAAACAUGUAAACUUGCAACUGAGUGUGAAUAUAUACCAUCAGAAGAGGGGGCUAAUUGUGAUCACAAUGUUACCGAGGCUGCCACUUCAAUUGCAAAGAUUCAGAAGGAGAAUUCACCUGCAUCAAGAUCAAGUACAUUUUGGACUAUGUGCCGUAGGUGCAAGCUUGUAUUCCUGUACCCUAGAAUUAAAGUUAACUGUAGACUUUUGUGUUUUGUUUGCAACAAAGAAUUUAUGGCAGUUGAACUAGAUAGACGGAAGGUUUUAUCAGCAAGGAGGCGCUCCAGGGGGUUGCACACUGUCAAUCCACAGGCACAUGAUGUAAGCAACUUUCAUGGCAGUACAUUACUGAGAAAAACUUGUCAGGGUUCCUCUGCAACUCAAGAAAAAGAUGUUCAACAGAUGUAUCAGAAAGUAAAGCGAAAGCGCAAUGAGGAGCAAGUAACAGAGAGGGAAAAUGCCUCCCAAGAGGAGCACCCUGUUGCUAAAAGAAGUUACUUUAAUCCUUCCAAGAUAAGAAGUGCCUUGGAGGAUAUGAGCUUGACCAGCUGUGAUGAGCGAAACUCAAAGGAGCCGGAUUUCAAAUAUAGCGGGAUAACCCAAGCUAAAGAGAGCGGCAUUGCAAAAGGCAUCUACCAGGCGGAGCUUCGUAACCAUUUUAUGGACAUUGCUGUAAAUGCGCUUAGUACAAAACUAGCUGCCCUUAAUCCGGAUACUAAUGAUAGCCAGAAAGCAAAUGAGACGGGCGAAACAUUUUUGAGGGAAUCUGAAAGUUGUGAUCAAGACAAUUGUGAGAAGCCAGACGAAAGGACAAGUGGAGUCCAAGCAACCAUGCCAUCUGCAGGCUCUAAUACUAUGACUGACAUGCUAACAAAAUCUUUGGGGAAGAUGUCAAUAGAUUUCCAAUUUCCAAAUAAUGCAGAUAAAGAAGUAUAGAAGCAGCUAAUGGUGACAGUAAAGAAUCUAGUCUUUGAUUAUAGAUUUUUAAUCAUUUGAUUUUAUGUGCAUAUAUGGCAUACUCCAGUUGAAAGUUUCUAAUUCUAGUUAUUGAAUAGCAGACACUUCUAAUUCUUUUGCCAUUUAUAUUGGAUUCUUGUUACUAAAAAUU